Messenger RNA from Gadus macrocephalus (Pacific cod), 3614 nucleotides. RefSeq names its product cysteinyl-tRNA synthetase 1 (gene cars1). The transcript is spliced from 23 exons. Gene Ontology annotation, cellular component: cytoplasm. Gene Ontology annotation, molecular function: ATP binding; cysteine-tRNA ligase activity. Lineage: Eukaryota; Metazoa; Chordata; Actinopteri; Gadiformes; Gadidae. The record is from RefSeq and is a predicted model, not a curated record. The coding region runs from base 8 to 2533 and encodes 841 amino acids. Gene Ontology annotation, biological process: cysteinyl-tRNA aminoacylation.
AAACCGAAUGGUUCCUAGUUGCAUACGGAUCCUCUUCCGGGCACGUUGUUGUUGCAUCAUCCAACCACACUGGAAAAUGUCGAGCUCGGGUGAUCAAGCCUUUGAAUAUGGCUUCUUGGUACAAAUAAAUGAAGAGGCUGAGUUGGCAUGUGCCUUGAAUGAGUACCUGGCCUCACGCAGCUACCUGGCUGGGUUCAGCCCCUCUCAUGCAGACCAGGAGGCCUUUGAGCUCCUCAACAGGGCCCCCGCACCCCAACAUGUCCACGCUCUGCGCUGGUACAGACACAUAGCUGCGCUGCAGCAGGAUCUCAGCCCUCAGAGCAGCAGCAUGAAAGGGAAGCGGACACAGCCACCCUGGGCGGCCCCCGCUGGAACAGAGGUGGCCCAGCUGCGGCUCUACAACAGUCUGACCAGAACCAAGGAGACGUUUGUUCCCCAGAAUGGGAACAGAGUGCUGUGGUACAGCUGUGGGCCCACCGUGUAUGAUGCAUCUCACAUGGGACAUGCAAGAUCGUACAUAUCUUUUGAUAUACUGCGAAGGAUACUCAAAGACUAUUUCAAAUAUGACGUUCUCUACUGCAUGAAUAUCACAGACAUAGAUGACAAAAUAAUCAAGAGGGCAAGACAGAACUACCUUCUGGAGCAGUACAAGAAGAAGAAACCUGAAGCAUCUCAAAUAAUACAGGAUGUUCUGAGUGCCAGAGGGCCUUUCCAACAGAAGCUUGCGGAGACGACAGACCCAGACAAGAGGCAGAUGCUUGAGAGGCUGGAUGCUGCUGUGGCCGCUGUCCUGGGCCCCCUGCAGGCCGCCGUGCACAGCAAGGAACACCCCAUUCAUGCCGAGGUGCUACUGGAGAGUGCUAAGGACCUGCUGGCUGACUGGCUGGAUGACCAGUUUGGAAGUCAGGUCACAGAGAACUCCAUCUUCUCAACUCUGCCCAAGUACUGGGAGGGGGAGUACCACGCUGACAUGGCUGCACUGAAUGUGCUUCCUCCUGACGUGCUUACCAGGGUCAGUGAAUAUGUGCCGGAGAUUGUGGACUUUGUUAAGAAAAUUGUUUCUAAUGGCUAUGGGUAUGAGUCAAACGGUUCUGUUUACUUUGACACUAGUAAAUUUGAUUCUAGUAAACAACACUCCUAUGGCAAACUAGUGCCUGAAGGAGUUGGUGACCAGAAAGCAUUGCAAGAAGGAGAAGGAGACCUGAGCAUCUCUGCUGAAAGGCUGAGUGAGAAACACUCCCCGAAUGACUUUGCCCUGUGGAAAGCCUCAAAGCCUGGAGAGCCUUCAUGGGACUCUCCCUGGGGGAAGGGGAGGCCUGGUUGGCAUAUUGAAUGUUCUGCCAUGGCGGGCUCCAUCUUGGGAGAAUCCAUGGAUAUCCAUGGAGGGGGUUUUGAUCUCCGCUUUCCCCAUCAUGACAAUGAACUGGCUCAGUCUGAGGCUUUCUUUGAGAAUGAUAAUUGGGUCCGCUACUUCCUGCAUACUGGCCACCUGACAAUUGCAGGCUGCAAGAUGUCUAAGUCUCUUAAGAAUUUCAUCACAAUAAAGGAUGCCUUGGCAAAUAAUUCAGCUCGUCAACUCCGCCUGGCGUUCCUCAUGCAUUCCUGGAAGGACACGCUGGACUAUUCGGCCAACACCAUGGAGUCUGCCGUCCAGUACGAGAAGUUCAUGAAUGAGUUCUUCCUCAAUGUGAAAGACAUUCUGCGCUGUCCUACUGACAUCACCGGUCAGUUUGAGAAGUGGGAAGCAGCCGAGAUGGACCUGAACAAAUGUUUCUAUGAGAGGAAGUCGGCCGUUCACGAGGCACUCUGUGAUAACGUGGACACGCGCGCUGCCAUGGAGGAGAUGAGGGCCCUGGUCAGUCAGAGCAACACCUACAUCGCCAGCAGGAAGAGUGCCAAGCUCCAGCCCAACCUUAUGCUGUUGGACAGCGUCGCCGCCUACCUGACAGCCAUGUUGAAGACGUUUGGUGCCAUUGAAGGAGCCCAGCCGAUUGGUUUCCCAGUCGGGGGCACAGGCCGAGACAUAGACCUGGAAACCACAUUGAUGCCAUAUCUGAAAGUGCUUUCAGACUUUAGAGAAAAUGUACGGAGAAUUGCAAGAGAGCAGAAGGUGACGGAGCUGCUACAGCUGUGUGACGUGGUCCGGGAUGACACCUUGCCUGAUCUGGGCGUUCGACUAGAGGAUCACGAAGGUCUCCCUACAGUGGUGAAGCUGGUGGACAAAGAGACCCUGCUGAAGGAACGAGAAGAGAAGAAAAGGAUGGAAGAGGAAAAGAGAAAGAAGAAGGAAGAGGCUACUAGAAAGAAACAAGAACAGGAGAUGGCCAAACUUGCAAAGAUGAAGAUUCCCGCGUGUGAGAUGUUUCUCAAAGAAGCUGACAAAUACUCAAAGUUUGAUGAAACGGGAUUUCCCACUCAUGACCUGGAAGGAAAGGAAAUCAGUAAAGGACAGGCGAAGAAACUGCGUAAGCUCUACGAGGCGCAAGAUAAACUACACCGUGAUAACCUCCAGAUGAAUCAGAAUGGCAGCUGAGUGUUGCACACAGAACUUAUCUCUCCUAGGAAAUAAAUAUUCAGGCCAGUGAUGCUGGCUCGACACCUCUGCAUCUCGUUUGUCAGAACAAUAAAGGGAAACGGACACACAGAAGGAAAGCCUAACUAGAUAAUGUUAAAGGAAAGUUGAUUUAUCACUACCUUUUGUGUUAACAACAUACACCACCAUUAAAUAGCAAAUCAUAAUGUUUCCUAUUUUUUAUUUAAUUACAGUAAACUGGGGAAGGGAUUGGAAUAACCUGAAAGCAUUGUCUAUAAAGAAAUGUGGCUGCUAUCAGAAGGAGCUGCCAAUGACCAAAAUGAUUCUGCCUUUGUGUUUAGCAAAUGCUGUAAAAGCUUCUUUCUUUUUUUUUACUAUCAACCUAAAUAUUUAUUAUUUUUAAAAUGUUUAUGCUGGUCAUUGCUUAAGCUUUUUGAACGAUAAACUGAUAUGCUGGUUCAAGUUCCCAAUAAGCAAAGCAAAUAUAUUAAUUCUAUAUUGAUGCCAUUAUAUUUGCCGCAAUAAGUUGCCAUUUGAUGGUAUUUAUUGGCAUCAGAAAUCUAUUUGCUUUCAAUGGAUUUUGGCUAAAUCGUGAGUAAGUCGAACACAAGGAUCCAAACAGAGCCAGCUCUUUCUAACAUCUAAACAAAAGGUUUUUCAAAUAACAUACAUGAUGCUUACUAUUGACUAGAUUAUUCAGCCGUCCAAUGGGGUUGCAUAACAAUGUAUUCAUAUUGUAACUUAUUGUUUUUGCUGUGGUUAUGUGGCAGUUAUAUGAAAGAAUAGGUGGCCUGUAAGGAAGUAGUAAUCAGAAGUAGUUUCCAUUGAAUUGAUGAUGGCUGUCUAUGGAACCUCUGGGAAGGUGGGAGUCAUACACACAGAAUUAUUAUGAAGAAAAAGGGUCAUUGCGGUUUUCAUUCUAUACCCUCCAUAUAUAUGAUGUUUGAAGUGUUUAAUAACGUUCUGAGAGGAUCUUGUGAACUGCAGUUCUAUAUAGAAGUUUAGGAUAGAUACAUGUACCUUUUACGCAGGACAUACCUGUUGACCUGUUGAAAUUUAAUAAAAUUGCCAUCCUAUUGAA